AUGGGCGAUUGGUGUUUCUUCCAGAGGCAUGAGAGAUCACGUACGGAAUUCCAGGCUCAAUAUAACACUGGAACUCGACCCUUUGUCUGCGAGACGUGCUCAAGAGGUUUCACCAGAAAUGAUAGUCUAACGCGCCAUAUGAGGCGCCAUGAACGCCCUGCGCAAGGAUACAACACCGACAGCGAACGUCGUCUCGACCUCACCCUAGAGGCAGCCAACGCCGAUGCUUCCUCAUUGCCACCCUCGACAGAUGAGCUUGCCCCAUCGAUAUCAACGUAUACACCAAUGGCAGAUAUACAUAAUGAAUCGCUACUUGAUCCUGCUGAGACAAUGUCCCUCAAUUGGCCGGACUCUGCGGACCUACUCACAUCGAUUCUGGCUGCCGACUUCACCAAUCUUCCUGCUCUUGAGGCCCUGCCAUCUCAAGCUGUUGCACCAACUGAAUCAGAGCACACUCCAUUGUCGCCCUGGCUUACAGCUGAUGGGGACAAACAGCAUAGAGGCACCCGUGCUGUGAAGAAUCUGACAGAAAUGAUCACUUCCUUGUCGGCAGAUGUCACGUCCGAGGCGCAAACUACAGGUUUCACAACCGUAUUCCUCGAUGGAUGUCUCCAUAUGUUCUUCAAACAAUUCCUCCCAUCUUUCCCCGUUGUGCACGCAGCUACAUUCGUCUUCAAAGAUUGGACUCAUCCCCUUUUGCUCAAUGCCAUUGCGCUUGGGUCGCUAUUUAUGGGCAAAAGAGAUUAUUUGCUCAAGGGCGAGAUUCUAUGGCGAUUAGCACAUACUGCUGUUGCAACCUCGUGGCAUACUCUCAUCAAGCACCGAAGUCCUUAUGAUACAUGUUCCGGUAUACAACUCGUGCUCACGGCGCUUCUCGGACAGAUAUACGCAAUGCUAUCUGAGAACAUCACCCUUCGAACCACCGCACAAGUCUUCCAUAGUCUUGGAUUCUUCUGGGCACGCUGGUCAGGUAUGUAUGAACUGGAAGAUCAAGAAGAGAUCAUGCCUUUCGAUUUUUUGGACAGUCACGAUGUCCUUGAACGCAAAUGGAGAGUUUGGGCUGCAAGAGAGACGCAGCUACGAGCACUACUGGGACAUUAUGUGCUUGACGGCCAAAUCUCGACAUACAGUGGUGGCCCUACAUGUCAACGCCAUACUUCUCAUUCAUUGCCCAUGCCAGCAGAAGCCGAUAUUUUCGAAGCUACAGAUGCCGAGACUUGGCGAGACAAAAUGAUUGCGAGAUGUCCAAGAAGACAGGAGUUUUCGCAGCUGUUCAGUUCGGCCAUGUCUGAGAAUGUCCAUGUGCGACAUUUGGGCUCUUCCCUGGCUUUUCUGACUGCCUCUGUAACGCUUGAGGGAUUCAAGUCACUCAUGGCGGAGAGCCCGGUGUCUGGGAUGAACGUGAUUGGCGUUCCUUCGAGACUGGACAUAUCAAGAGGUCUGGCUAGAUUCUACUUGUUUGCUGACCAAAGUUUGUCCAUGUCGGAGAUGAACAAGAGGGUGAUACUUCUCCGAUGGCAUACGAUUGGUCUUGAUUCUGCCAUUGAUUUCAAUUGGUUUUGUCGUAAGCUUUGCCAACAGUACAAUGUUGAACAGCGCGUCGUUGGUGGCCGGAAGAAACCAAUGCUUGACUUUGAGUCUUGGUUUCGAGGUCCCAAAGCACGCAUGGGGCUUCUUCAUGCUAUGAGUAUUCGAGAAAUCAUCCAAGAAAUUCCGGCCAGUCACGCGCACACGAUCAAUGCUCCGAUGGCGGUGUUUUCAGCUGGUAUACUGUACUGUGGCUUUCUACUGGCCGGUAUCUCUACCAUUCUAAGGCCUGACCAAUGCAACUGGGACAGCGUACUGCUUCUGAACAUUGACACAGUAUCAGAGAGCAUUGAGCACGAUUCCGACACGCAGGUACGACAGUAUCUAACCGGCACCUUGAGCGGUGGCCAAAGACAGGAGAAUCUGCUCUAUGAAGUCAAUGUGUUUUUGACGUUCCUCGAGAGUCUCGGAAGGGUAUGGGGUGUGUCUACGCAUAUGCACAAGGUCUUGGAACAACUUCUCUCAACCUGCGGCCUUGGUUAA
Molecule: messenger RNA, 2070 nt
Organism: Exophiala oligosperma
Lineage: Eukaryota; Fungi; Ascomycota; Eurotiomycetes; Chaetothyriales; Herpotrichiellaceae
Exons: 6
Coding region: 1-2070 (689 amino acids)
Biological process (GO): regulation of transcription by RNA polymerase II; DNA-templated transcription
Cellular component (GO): chromatin
Molecular function (GO): DNA-binding transcription factor activity, RNA polymerase II-specific; zinc ion binding; RNA polymerase II cis-regulatory region sequence-specific DNA binding
Source: RefSeq, a predicted model, not a curated record